CUAGAGCUCUCUCGGGGAAGCCUUUCUCCAUGGCACUUCCCCCGCUGUUUCCGUUGGGAAGCCGGAAGUCCCGCCCCGACGCCGGAAGCGCAGCGGCCUUGCUUCCUCAGAGUCUCUCUAGACGCCGCGGAGACUGGUUCCCGGCCCCCGGUGGGCGCGGACUUGGCUCAGUGCGUGCUGCGGAGCCGCGUCCCGGGAGUGCGGUCCUGCGGGCCGCUUGCGCGGGAGUCCGGGACUGCGGCCGCGCUAGGAGAGCGCCGAUCCGGCUGCUAGGCGGGUGCAAGGCCAUGAACGGCACGGCGAACCCGCUGCUUGAUCGUGAGGAGCAUUGCCUGCGGCUGGGGGAGAGCUUCGAGAAACGGCCGCGGGCCUCCUUCCACACUAUUCGCUAUGACUUUAAGCCAGCAUCAAUAGAUACUUCCUGUGAAGGGGAGCUCCAGGUUGGCAAAGGAGAUGAAGUCACAAUUACACUGCCACAUAUUCCUGGGUCCACACCACCAAUGACUGUGUUCAAAGGGAACAAGCGGCCUUAUCAGAAAGAUUGUGUGCUCAUUAUCAAUCAUGACACUGGAGAGUAUGUGCUGGAGAAGCUCAGCAGCAGCAUUCAGGUCAAGAAGACGAGAGCCGAGGGGAGCAGUAAAAUCCAAGCCCGAAUGGAACAGCAGCCUACUCGCCCCCCACAGCCAUCACAGCCACCACCUCCUCCACCACCCAUGCCAUUCCGAGCCCCAACGAAGCCUCCAGCUGGACCCAAAACUUCUCCUCUGAAGGAUAACCCUUCACCUGAGCCCCAGUUGGAUGACAUCAAAAGAGAGCUUCGGGCUGAGGUUGACAUUAUUGAGCAGAUGAGCAGCAGCAGUGGGAGCAGCUCCUCUGACUCUGACAGCUCUUCCGCAAGUGAUGAUGACAGUGCCAGCAGCGGAGGAGAGGACGAUGGCCCUGCCCCUCCUCCCCAGCCCUCACACCAGCGGUCCUACAACAGUGGGCCUGCAGUGGCCAAUGGGUCCAGCCGGCCCCAAGGAAGCUCUCAGCUCAUGAAUACACUCAGAAAUGAUUUGCAGUUAAGUGAGUCUGGCAGUGACAGUGAUGACUAGCACCAGGCUUUUGAAAUCGUCUUUCUGGUAUGCAGACAUGCUGCAAGACUCAGCAACUUCUGCCAGGACUCCACACCACAGGAGGAUGUUGCAAAGCAGAGCCUGUAGGAGGAGUUAAGGCCUGGAAGCAUGCAGAUACUCAGUCUUUAACUUGGUGGUGAUGGGUGGUUUUCUCACAUAAUUCUUGAACAAUCUAUUGUUUCAGAGUUUAAGUAGAUCUAUAGGAGAACUAACGGAAUUCUGUUUCCAUGUGGUUAACAUUACUAAUGAAAAACUGACCAAUGUACCUUGGUCUAGGGCAUUCAAAGCCCAUGUCUUCACCAGGCCAGUAAUUCAGCAGUCAUCGGUUUGGCCAGGCGAUCUGUACCAGUAAAAUAAAAGUCUUUGAGGGUUAUGGAAAGAAAAAAGAGAUCCUCAAACUAUAUCAUAGAAAUACAUUAAGACCACUUUACACUGUUGGCAUGAAGUGGUAAGGAAGUUUUGUUCUGAUCCCAGUUGACAAGACCAUAGAAGUAGACCUUGACAGAGUCUUUGGGUCAAUUAGUUGUGUGUGUGUGUGUGUGUGUGUGUGUGUGUGUGUGUGUGUGUUGGAAAUCUAGUAGCUCAGCUCAGUGCAGCUAAGAAAGGGAAGCACACAGCAAGGGAUGGCCAGUCACCUGUCCCUGGUGCAAGCUUUUGCUCACUACUUCUUUGAAUUACAUUUGCUGGCAUCAGAUAUUUCUGCAUGGAACUUUCUGUCAGAUUCCAAAAGAAAAAGCAUUGCUGGUGUUCAACUUGGAUUCAGACUUAGGCAUUUCUUGUGUCCAUGGGGUAGAGUGAGCAGGUUAAAGCAGCAGUUGCCAUGCUGACACAUAAUCCUCAGCCCAUAUGAGGCUUUUGGGUUCAUGUGGAUCCAUCCCUAGGUGUUCUUCAUUCCAUGGGUGUUAGCAGAGGUUAGGAAUCAAAAGGGGAUGUGAUGAAGAAACCUCUGAGCGGAUGAAGCAGGAGAAAGCCUCCAUAGAUGAGAAUGGAUGCAGAAUGGAGUUGUGCAGUGUGGGACAUUCUUCAUGAACUCUGCAGGUGUGGGACAUUCUUCAUGAGCUCUGUUUAUGCUUUUGUGCACUGUUUGUGCCUGACUCCCAGACUGAUUGGUAUUUUUAUAGAGGAGAAUCACAACAUUGCCUUUUGUAGUGUGCUGUUUCCAAAUGACUGUUCCUGCUGGAACAUGGUCACUAGUCAAUGUUCCACAUUGAGGAAGUGUGUGGUGACUUGUAUGUUGCUGCCCAUCUCUGUAGUUAGAAUGAAUAUAUCCUAGGAAAUUCCUGUCUUUGCUUUAAGGUAUUAAUAAUGCUUUCCUUGGGUUCCUCUGCUCACAUACCUUUUCUCCUGAGCUAGUGGAGGGAGGUGGUCUGGACCUAGAAGGGAAAUGGAUGGUCCAUGGUAGGGGUUUAGGUUAGAGUUGUAUCAUAUAGGUCAACUAUUUGAUCCACACAGAGAUUAAAGUGAGCCGAGACUGGGCAGAAGCCAUUGCCCAGCAUCACAUCUACACCACUCUGCCCAAGUACAGGUGGAGAGUGUGCACUGGGACCUUGUGCUGGGGUCUCAGCCCAUUGGGAAUCUCCGAUGGCAGGUGAGAAUCUCUAUAGCAAACUGACAAUUGCUUUAUAAUUCUCUGGUUAUGACAGCUCAGGGAAGGUGAAAGUCAUGAUUGGGUGAUUUGAAUUGUCCCUGGAUGUGGGAAUUGAAUUGUCUUACUGCUUUUAACUUGCUCACCCUGGGGCAGGUUCCAGAAACUUGAACUAAAAAUGCCUAUUCAAGUCUCCCCUUGCCCCACUUUUCUCCACAAAGCCUUGGUUUGUGUAGACAGAACUGUGGUGUUGGCGUGCUGAUCAGUGACUGUUUCUAUAGGAAGUACUUGCAUGUGGCAAUGGGCUUGAAAGUUUAGCCUUCUGAGCCCCAGGCUCCUGUCACUGGCCUACCUAGCACCAUAUUCUUUUGUUGGCGCCAGUUUUGCUCUCUCACAAAUCCUUCAGUGGUCCUAUCUCCUUUCCCCACUACAGUAAGAAAGCCAUUUUUGAAAAUCCAGAAUGUAGCCUCCUGCAUGAUGAUGACAAUGAUGACUUCUCAGGGGUAUCAUUGUGCCAACCAAGUGACUUCCUUCCUGUCUCUGUGCCUUUGCUGUCCCCUCUUCUGCACUCACUCAACCUUCUCCAGAGCUUCUCAGGUACCACUUUCACCAACUCUUCAUUUCUUCCUAUGGGGUGUGCCCUGGUGUGCAUACAGACUGCCUUUCUCCUACCUGGUCUCUGGUUGGUAUGAGCGCCUCAAAAGCAGGGACUGUCAUCACAGAACUAGAUAUGCACAUACUCCUAGCCUGGUGGAGAAGAGGCUAAGACAACUAGUUAAAGACUGAGGAUAAACAUAGGGGAAACAUUCCAGGCAUUGAGACAAUGCUGAAAUUACCCAUGUAAGUCCCUACUGAAUUCUUAAAUUACCUUUUAUUUGCUCUAUGCAAUGUUGGCCAUUUGGGUAGGGUGGGGAAACUAGUUCUACAGAGACACCAUGGCAAUCCUUUAAAAAAUGUUGGGAAAAUGCAAUACACAUAGACUAGAGAUUUGUAAUAAUGCAACUGGUUAUUCUAUUUCUGUAGCAGAAUAAUUUUCUCUAUGGGUGGUUUGCUGCAGUAAUAGGGAAACUUGAAAAUUCCAAAGUCUUUCCUUCCCUUUUUUAAGCUUGUGUGUGUGAGUGAAUGUCAUAUUUAUUACAUUAUUUUGAAAGAGAAUUAUUUGUCUAUUUGUAGAUAUGUCUUAAGAAUAGCCAAAGUGGAUCUUUCCAUUUGGCAAGGAACAUAGACUUUCUAAGACUCAGGCCUUAACCAGUAGCUUGGAAGACCAACUCAAGUGUUAGGAAAUGUGUAUUUUUGUUGCCUCUGUUGUUUCAGUUUUAGAUCCGUUGGACCCUUUAAUAAUAUUUAAAAUCUUGUGCCUAAAAAUUCAUUUUGCUUAAUUCUGAUGUAGACAUUGCAUGUUUACAUUUAUAUUUGCUGUAUAGUCUCUUUCAAGAUGAAUAUAUUUAAAUAAAAAUGAAGGUCAGCAAUAUA
Molecule: messenger RNA, 4173 nt
Organism: Phodopus roborovskii (desert hamster)
Lineage: Eukaryota; Metazoa; Chordata; Mammalia; Rodentia; Cricetidae
Gene: Eaf1
Product: ELL associated factor 1
Exons: 6
Coding region: 30-1094 (354 amino acids)
Biological process (GO): regulation of transcription elongation by RNA polymerase II; positive regulation of DNA-templated transcription
Cellular component (GO): super elongation complex
Molecular function (GO): transcription elongation factor activity
Source: RefSeq, a predicted model, not a curated record